Molecule: messenger RNA, 431 nt
Organism: Brassica oleracea var. oleracea
Lineage: Eukaryota; Viridiplantae; Streptophyta; Magnoliopsida; Brassicales; Brassicaceae
Product: late embryogenesis abundant protein 1-like
Exons: 3
Coding region: 22-330 (102 amino acids)
Source: RefSeq, a predicted model, not a curated record
ACUGAAGAACAAUUUGUCUAUAUGGCGAGCGGACAGAAUGAGGAGGAGUUCAGUGUGAAGGCCGGCCAAAACGUGGGCCAAGCACAAGUGAAGAGGGAUGAUUGGAACGUGGACAACAACACCAACUCUUCUCAAACUUCUGGCUUUCUCCAGCAGAAAGGGGAGAAGGUGAAGAGCAUGGCUCAAGGAGCAUCAGAGGCAGUGAAGAACAAACUGGGGAUGAACAGUGACAACGACAAUGAUUAUAAGAACAAGAACUCUUUGGACAGGAAUAAUCCUAACAACACAACCUGUCCAAGCAUGCCUGGUCAUCCUCCUUCCGAUAUUUAACUUUGUUUUCGUCACAAAACGCAUCUUUUCGAAUUCCACUAGACUCUCUGUAAUAACAAUAAAAGGGAUCCACACAAUACAUUCAACCCAACACAUGUUCA